AUGGUCUCAAUUUUAAGGAGAUGCCUCGGAUGUGGAUUCGCUUUAUUUUGUAACAAAGAUUGUCAGUCGUUGGGAUGGAAGGAUCAUAAGGCGGAAUGCAAAGGAUUACGCAAAGCGCAGGUGAUUCCAGAUAUCGAAACAAGAAUGCUUGGCAGAAUAGUAUUAAGACAUAAGGAAAUAUGUGCUGGAAAGGAUAAGAAAACAGAAGGUUUCUAUAAGGAUCGUACAUCCGAGAGAAGCAUACUUGAAAUCUGGGCUCACACGGACAAGAUUCGGAAGGAUUCGUACGCAAUGAAGAAGUUUGAAGAGAUUUACGAAAGCCUAACAAAAUUCUACGAAGAGAAGUUUAUGAUGUCUAAAGAUGUUGUAUUCGAAUUGCACUGUCGAGACUAUAUCAACAGGCAUGCGAUCAGUGACAAGGGAUAUGUGAAGUCAGAUAAUCGAGCAGAAAUAUGUAUAUUUGGUGAACAUUCAUAUAAAAAUAUCAAAUCGAGUGUCCUUACAUGCGAAAGAUGUGGAAAUGAAGUUCCAAAGGACUAUGUAGUGGAAGCUGUGAACGCCAUGCGAUUCAUUGACCAGAUUUUCGAGGAUAGAGAGCUAGAACAGGUGAGUAAAAUGCCAAGUAAGACACGAGUAGAGUUCUUGGAGGAUUUGUUGGAACGAUUUACAAAGAUUUUGUCCGGUUGCAAUAUCUACCUCUGCAAGCUGGUUCAGGUGUGGUUUUCAAUCGUUGCUGACAGUCGUCAUUUACAGAACCUCAUUCCACUUAUUGAUCCGAAUAACAAUCAAGAUCUUCUUCGGUUACAUCUUCGUUCGGAAAAUUGCGUUCGACGUUGUUUUCCAAAAAAUCAUCCAGCAAUCGCAUUUCAUUUGAGGUUUGUAAAAUAA
This is a messenger RNA of Haemonchus placei, 888 nucleotides long. Lineage: Eukaryota; Metazoa; Nematoda; Chromadorea; Rhabditida; Trichostrongylidae. The record is from the annotation of a GenBank genome assembly.